Messenger RNA from Strongylocentrotus purpuratus (purple sea urchin), 6331 nucleotides. RefSeq names its product casein kinase II subunit alpha. NCBI's taxonomy places the organism in Eukaryota, Metazoa, Echinodermata, Echinoidea, Camarodonta, Strongylocentrotidae. Gene Ontology annotation, cellular component: nucleus; cytosol; protein kinase CK2 complex. Gene Ontology annotation, biological process: protein phosphorylation. The transcript has 12 exons. The record is from RefSeq and is a predicted model, not a curated record. Bases 644 to 1840 code for a protein of 398 amino acids. Gene Ontology annotation, molecular function: ATP binding; protein serine/threonine kinase activity.
CAAUAUCUUUUGAGAGAUUACAAAUGGUGGUGCUCUACUGUGAGGUCAACUCUCGCCAUCUUGCGAGAAGCUGGAAAACCCUGUGACAAUAUUGGGGAAACCUAUUUGAAGAUCAGUGGCUUGUCACGACAUAUUUUACGAGAAAUAAACCCUUGAAUACUGCAGUAAUUCGAUGUGGACGAGAAGCUGUUUGCAUCAUCGUAUUUGACUCAAAAACUUGUAAAAUGACGAGGCAGUAAAGGCGGGGUGUGAACAAUUUUGCAGUUUUAAAUAGUAAACUGUAUAUUGCAUGGCUAUGCAGCUGGAUUGAGCUGAGUCUACAGCACGAGGCCGUAAUGAGAGUGACAAGUUUUGUGAACAAAGUUUGAUGUAAAGCCAGGAUUGUUUCUGCAUAUUCAACGUUGAUUUGGUCGAAAUUUGGCGUAAACUGAUACUUUGUGCUUCUCGAGGAGCUUGGAGGCUUCUCAGAAGGAGUACAUCUGUGCCCAUUUCAAGCUACUCACAAUUUCUUGGGGAUCCAACUCCAAGUCCAACUGGCCGAAGUGGUCGAUUUAGUCCAUUUUCAUUUGUGCCAACUUUGUUUGGGCACAGUACUGUAUGUUCCAGUCUGGCGAAUUUUGUAGAAAACAAGCCAAACUCCAAGAUGGCCAGCAUGAGCAGGGCCCGAGUCUAUGCUGAUGUGAACUCUCACAGACCCAGAGAAUACUGGGACUAUGAAUCACAUGUUGUUGAAUGGGGGCAACAGGAUGACUACCAGAUCGUUAGGAAGCUGGGAAGGGGCAAGUACAGUGAGGUCUUCGAGGCAGUCAAUAUCACCAGUAAUGAAAAGUGUGUCAUCAAAAUCUUGAAGCCUGUGAAAAAGAAGAAGAUUAAGAGAGAAAUUAAGAUCCUGGAAAAUCUAAGAGGGGGUCCCAACAUCAUAGCACUACAAGCCAUUGUUAAAGAUCCUGUGUCCCGAACGCCAGCUCUUAUAUUUGAGUAUGUCAACAAUACAGAUUUCAAGCAACUGUACCAAACAUUAAAAGACUAUGAAAUCAGGUAUUACCUGUUUGAACUACUAAAGGCUUUAGAUUACAGUCACAGUAUGGGUAUCAUGCAUCGAGAUGUGAAACCACACAACGUCAUGAUAGAUCAUGAAAACAGACGGCUGCGUUUGAUAGACUGGGGUCUAGCAGAGUUCUACCAUCCCGGGCAAGAGUAUAACGUCAGAGUAGCAUCAAGAUACUUCAAAGGUCCUGAACUGCUAGUCGACUACCAGCUGUACGACUACUCACUAGACAUGUGGAGUUUGGGCUGCAUGCUAGCAAGUAUGAUAUUCCGCAAGGAACCCUUCUUCCACGGCCACGACAACUACGACCAACUAGUCAGGAUUGCCAAAGUCCUGGGCACGGACGAGCUCUACGAGUACCUGGACAAGUAUCAGAUUGAACUGGAUCCGAGGUUCAAUGAUAUCUUAGGAAGGCAUUCGCGGAAACGAUGGGAACGGUUCGUGCACAGUGAGAACCAGCAUCUAGUCAGUCCAGAGGCCCUGGACUUCCUGGACAAACUAUUACGCUACGACCACCAAGAGAGGGUCACCGCAAGGGAAGCCAUGGAACACCCAUACUUCUACCCUGUGGUGAAGGAACAGAACAGAUCGAUGCCACCAGUCAUGAGUACGCAACCCAACACCUCAACUAGCGCCACAAAUUCAAGCAGCGCAUCAUCUACUCGUAAAGCGAUUGACACAAAAGCGCGGCCGUCCGGCACCAUCCCUGGAGCCCCCCUGAUACCGACGCCCACAGCCCAGACCGUCUCACCGAUACCCAACCCCAGCCCAGCAGCAGCAGUAGCACCAUAGGCACACUAUCCUCUGGGGGCAGUGGUGUAGCCAGGAGGAUGAAAGGAUGGGGGGGGGGGGGGGGGGGAAUGAGACAUGAGGGUGCUAGGUUGUGGGUCAAUACUGCUCGCGAUACUUUUGUCUUCUUUGCAAUUUGGAAGCUCUCAUGAUUGUUAUGUAUCUACCGGAGAAUAAGGGGAUGGCUUUUUUACCCCAACCCAUUUUUAUUUGGGGGAAGAUCAGCAUUACGGCUUGGAAGCGGAGGGGGAAGUAACAUUCCCCUUUCAUUUCCAUAGAUGACACCAUCCCUUCCUUAGCCUGUGUUCUAUACUGCAAAAUGUCCAUUCUUUUGGCUACAUCACUACCCACUGUUCCUCAAUUGUACAACCUUCCUUGCUUUUGCGAGGAAGAAUCAUUUUAAAAUGCAUUUACUAUAGAUUUUGUGUCCUUGAGCGUUGUUAGAUCAGCCAUGCCAAUCAGCAUGGCCUAGUCUUUAUUCUGAGAUUCCUGAUUUUGACUCAAGAGGGCGGCAUCCAAUGACGAGGUCAGCACCUCAUUCAUUGAUGCUCUAGAAGUUUUCACACGAGGGCAUUACCGAUUUCUUUUCUCGAAAUCCGGUAGAUUAGCGAGUGGGUUAUAUGCACCUGUAGCAUUACAACAAAAUCCAAGCAAGUCAACUUGGUACUUUGAAUAAAAUUGGUCUGUGUCGAGAUUGGAAUCCAUUUUUCUCCCCUCCUUUUUCCAUGUAUGUGGUGUGUAAAAAAUUAACAAGUUAUAUUUUAGAAUGAAAAGGAAAGAAGGAGAAGUAAUGUUGCAAAUGUAGUUAGGAAUUCAUUGGUGAGAGUUGCAUUGAAAUCAGUGAUGCCCAUGACAAGCAUUAAUUGCUUUGUAUAGUAGCAUUUAAAAUGGGCAUGACUGAUUUGAUACCAUUAACAGGCUGUGAUGCCUUCGCUUUAACGUAUGAUUUUAAAGAAAGCUUUGAGGCAGGUUUUAAGUUAUGAUCUAAAGAAUGGGUUAUAUUUUAUCAUGAAUUUCUUAGUAAAGAUAAUUGAAUUCAGUCCUGUUUUCUUUUUUAUAUGAUGACUCGUAUGUAUGUAUGUAUGUAUGUAUGUAGUGGGUACUGACUUUAAACCAUAUAUGAAGUACCCUACGGUGGAACUUUCAAUGGUCAACCAAACCUGCAACAAAUUAGUUACAUGACCGCGUUCGAAGGUCCCUCCCAGCAACUGUUCAAACUAUCUUGUCACAAGCCUGAAAAUACUUGAAAAAUCCUCUUUUCCAAGUAUUUUGAUUACAUUUCACAAGCCAAUUGCUACCAGUGGUGUUUAUAUAGACCAGGGCUGAAAAUGGUAUACUAAUAUUUGCACCACACUGGAAUGUGUUACAAGUUGUUCAUGGCAUUCCAUGUGGAAAGAAAUGUAUUCAGUUAAACAUGGAAAAUCCAAAAGUGGAAGGGUGUUCUCCCUUCAAAGACUUAUUUUGUUUUUAAUUAAAUAAAGAAAGAAGCUCCGACUACAGUGACAAGCUAUACUCUUCCCUUCAACAAAAUUAUUCACAUAUAUUUUUCCCAUUUAUUCUGAAGCAAUGUUAUGGAAACUUAUAAAAUGACUCAAAUUCAAUUAUUUUCACACACAAAAAAAAUGAAAUUCACCUCAUUUGGUAAAGGCUAUCAAAGCUCAUAAAUUCUUGAAAAAAAUUAUUUUUUGUUUUUGUUAAAUAAUUGAUUAUUUUUCAUGUUUUGUUCAGGUUAGGUUGACCCACCAAAACAAUACUUUUGUUUGAUUUAAAAGUAUGUACACUUUGUCAUGUGGAGUAAAAGAUUCUCCAUUUGUUACACAGCCAGUCAGGUAUUUGUAUCAUUAUAUGUAAGGUAAUAACUAUACUGUGUAUUUAUGAAUCAGACCGUACUUUGGGGACGUGUACAAAUGGACAGAAUUUUGUAGAAAUCUAUGAUUGUAUAUUUUGUACCACUUUUUCUUCUUUUUGUUGGAUUUCUUUUAACCAUGCCAGCUUUUGGAUUAAACAUUUCAGUAUUUACUAAGCUACAGUUAUCUAUUCAAGCUGAACUCUAAAAAUGUUCAGAUCCAUUUUACAGAGGAAAUCUCAGUGAAAGUCUGCUGUUUGUGAGGUUAAAUGUUUUUUAUAAUGCAGUUCAAAGCUUGAAGAAUCCUCAUUUGCGUUUCAAGAAACGUUAAAGGUGUCUACAAAUCGUCAGGCUUUACUUUGCAAUUUGUUGGUACCAAGUUCUCUCUUGCGUGUGACUGUGCAGUUAAUGGUAAUGGACAGUCUACUAUCCAUCAUUCUUAUGUGAACAAUCCUUAUUUUUGUAAUGCAUUUCCAACAGAUGGGGAGAGAGCAAUUCACACUGUUGCCAACUUGAAGAACUGCAGUAGUUGUACACACAGUUGUGUUCUACUUCUGAAAAAAAGCAUUUGCUGCUAAAUGUAAACUUGCCUUUCACACUGCAGAUUACACAGGCUUUGUGCUUUGUUUGUGUAUACUGCAAUAUCCAGUUUCAAAUCAAAGGGAUUAUAACAAGAUUUAUGUUUUGUUUCUCCUGAGUAAGACUUUCUUUACUUUUUUUAAAAUCUCCAAUCGAUAUGUUCAUUGUUAGUGAUUUUACAAGGAACCAUAGGAUUUUAAUGACAGUCUGUGAAGAUCAUUACAUGAUUGCUCCUGGAAAUAGAUACAUGCACAUACAGAUGGUGUAAGCCAAAAAAUUUCUAUCAAUCUUGAAGCACAACAAACCUGCCUUUCAGACAGUAACUUCAUGGACAUCAUUACAAGUUUGCCAGAUUUUGUAACACUCUGUAGCAAAGAUUUUAUAGAUAUCUCAAAUGUAUUCAUUUUUCUUUUGGCGGGGAUAGUUUUUAUUUAUUUAUUUUAUUCUUAUUUUUUUCUGAAACCACGAUCAAGUGGACUUCUGUUUUGUGCAGAAAAGAAGAAGGUGCCAUUUCAUAUCAAAGGAAUUUUGUAACAUCAUCUCUGUGUGCUUGACUUGUGACCUGUCUUUUUAAUGUCAGCAAUCACUGUUAAAGUUUCUCUCUGUACAGGUUCGAAAGGAAAGAAAUAAGAUGAAAAAUCAUUCAAAAGAUUUAAACUUUUACUUCUUCCUAGCUACACAAACAUAGACCACAUUGUACAGAUGCUUACCCAGAUGAAAACAGCUGAAACUAGUCUGGAUUUUUGUUUUCCACUACUUUUUCUUUUUAGUCAGAUUCAAAAGGAAAAAAAAGAGAUAACAAUCCUUCAAAAGAUUUAAACUUUUACUUCUUCCUAGCUAAACAAACAUGGACCACAUUGUAUAGAUGCUUACCCAGAUGAAAACAGCUGAAACUAGUCUGGAUUUUUGUUUUCCACUACUUUUUCUUUUUAGUCGGAUUCAAAUGGAAAGAAAAGAGAUGAAAAAUUAAGGGGAAAAAAAAUGAAUUUUUUUCUUCUUCCUAGCAAAACAAACAUGGACCACAUUGUAUAGAAGCUUACCCAGAUGAAAACAGACGAAUGUACUCUAAAUUUUUAUUUUCCAUGACUUUGGAACUCUGAUUUUUAUAUUUGUGAUACAGUACUGUGAUUAUCAGUGUGUCUCAUAUGUUUUCUUAUGCAGAAUUUCAGACAGUGCCCGCUGAGUGGGCCGAAAGAAGUAUUUUGAUUUUGUAUUUAACAUGAGAUGAGAAGUAACUCAUUAAGUGAAAUACUUGUAGUAUAGUUAAUAGAGAGAAUUCCCAAAGUAAAUUUGAUUUCAUCCCUUCACUCUAAAGCACAUGAGACAAAACAAUACCUUGAUUGUUAAUAUAAUCACAAAGCAAGUUUUCAUGUUGCGAUAGUUUUCAUCUUUAUUUUUUCUUUGCAUUGUUGGCCCAGUCCUCUCCAUUUAUAGGUUGUAAUAAAUGGGUGUGAGAUGUGAAAUUUAGAUGGACGUUAAAUGAGCGCAACACUGUGUUACACUGUGUGUAGCAAGGCUUUCUUAGUUUGAUUUUUAGUGAUGCUGCAUUUUGUAGCACCGGUAUAUGCAUUAUAUUUAACUGCUAUCAAUGCUAAACUAAAAGCAAGUGAGGGUGGGAGAGAGACUACCCUGCUAUGAUAUGCAUCAAUGUAGUAAUAGCUACAUUAAAAAAAGUUGUCUGGGGAAAGUAGAUUUUCCUCUUUUUUUCUGUGAAUACCUUUUUGAUUACUUGUAAAUUUAACCCUUUUUGAAAUCAUCAUGUAGAACACUUGUAAGCCUGACAUGUAACAUUUCUUUUUUUCAUUUAAUAUUUGGAGGAAAUAAUUUCCUCUAUAUUCUUUUGUGAGUUGGUUAGUUUUGAUAACACCAAAUGUAUUUAUGUCCAAUGUACGUGAGGUGUGCAUAUAGGAAAAUGAUUUUAUUUCAGUAUUUUUUAUUGUUAAACACCGAGUGUCAAAAUAAGUGUCACGUGGGUUGAUUAUGAUACCUUCUUUUUCUUUCCCCUGCUCAUUUGGUGGUACAUAAACAUGAUAAUGAAUAAUAAAUAUUGAAAAUUAUUGUUGUCAACA